This is a messenger RNA of Punica granatum (pomegranate), 1233 nucleotides long. The record is from RefSeq and is a predicted model, not a curated record. Lineage: Eukaryota; Viridiplantae; Streptophyta; Magnoliopsida; Myrtales; Lythraceae.
AUGGUGCCAGCACGGAAAUCUAAAUUGGUGACUGCCUCUGCGAAAUACCGGUUGAAUUCAAUAACCAGAAGGAGGCAGCCAGGAGGAUUGGUAUGUUUGCUGGGAUCGAAGUGGAGCGAGGAUGAGCUUGUACAUUUUUAUGAGGCAUAUAGGAAGUUCGGUAAGGAUUGGGUGAAGGUGGCUGCUGCAGUUGGUCAUGGAAGAACCAAAGAGAUGGUGGAAACAUUGCACAGCAUGAAUGAGACAUAUUUAUCACUACCGGAGGGGGAGGAGGCAGCUACUCUUGGUGGCUUCAUAUCACACAUGACCGAUCGAUAUGAUUACUUCUUGGGAGAAGAUCCCACCGAAGAACAGGACCCAUCAGCCAAUUUCGUUGCAAAGGAUGGUAAUAUUGUACGAAAGACAGUUCCUGAGUCGAAUAGACGUUCGAAGGAAGGAGACUCUUCCCAAGUGUCUCAAACAUAUUUUAGGAGAGCAAGGAGGAUAAAAAUCAAGUUCAAUGGAAAAGUAUGUGGAACAACAGUUCAAGAGCAUGCUGAUGCUAUAGAGAUGAAAAGAGGCUCAGAAGUUCGCAGUGACGCGAUUGAGCUCUUCGAUGAGGAUCCGGAGGUUCUACAAAAACGUCUUUUUGGAGAGGAUGAAAGAAUAAGUAAUGCCUGCAAAGCAUUACUCCUGUUGUCAAGGGGGAAGCCACUGAAGACAGCAGAAACUGGAGAAUCUUCUGAACAGGUGAAAGAAAGAAACACUGCCAUGGCUGUUGAUGACAAGUCUUCUUUACCCGAAGCUGCAGAGCAGCACUGUUUAGGCGACAACGCCAAUGAUUUCUCUAGAGCGGAAAAGCUCCCUCAGCGAGCAAGAAGGCCAGCUGAGGAUUGUAUGGAACCCCUGGCUGAUUUGGCUCAGAUGAUAGAUUCUGCUGUCUCAAGCUCGAGAAGGAAUUCCCGCCAGCUCAGGGGGCAGAAGGCGAGGAGAGGGAGCAGCAGCCAGAAUGAUGAAAGAAUUAGUAACGCCUCUGAAGCAUUACUCCUGUUGUCAAGGGGGGAGCCACCGAAGACAGCAGAAACUGGAGAAUCUUCUGAACAGGUGACAGAAAGAAACACUGCCAUGGCUGUUGAUGACAAGUCUUGUUUACCCGAAGCUGCAGAGCAGCACUCUUUAGGCGAUAACGUCAAUGAUUUCUCUAGGGCCGAAGAGCUCCCUCAGCGAGCAAGAAGGCCAGUUGAGGUAAGCUGA